Messenger RNA from Clupea harengus (Atlantic herring), 2331 nucleotides. RefSeq names its product zinc finger protein 184-like. Gene Ontology annotation, cellular component: nucleus. Gene Ontology annotation, biological process: regulation of gene expression. The record is from RefSeq and is a predicted model, not a curated record. The transcript has 2 exons. Bases 203 to 1471 code for a protein of 422 amino acids. Lineage: Eukaryota; Metazoa; Chordata; Actinopteri; Clupeiformes; Clupeidae.
CUUCAGGCACAGAUUGUCCUUGCUUUACUUCCUGUAAACAUCAUCUUCAUCUUUGAACAACAGCAAUCAAAGUCUUUUUUUAAUUUGUGCUGCAAAGGUUGUGGAGACAGUGAUCACGUGUUUCGGGGACACAGAUGAGGAAUCGGCAGAGGAAGAGGGGGAUGAUGUUGUGACGGUCAUAUAUGAUGGCUCAGACGACAGCAUGGAUGGCCAGAGACAAACCAGCGUAGAGGAUAAAGAUGACCCUUCUUCCUCUGGGGAGGGUAUGCCAGUCGAGGAGGAAGAGGAAGAUGAGCAGGCAGAGGAUGAGAGCGAUGACGAGUGGGUCAUUAAGUCUGAGGAGGCUUGGAGUCCGUCUGGAGGUGAGGGUUCCGCUGCGGGAUCUAAGCCCGAGGCCAGCAAGGAGCCUGAGCUUGAGCCUCCCAUGGUGUGGUGCAGUAAUUGCAAUGCAGAUUUCACACGCAGCUGCUACGGACUGCGCCACAGACGGAUCUACGGCUGCCUUCAGUGUGGCACCAAAGAUGGUGCCCAGAGGGACACCGGGAACCAAGAGUCCAACACCAGUAACAACCAGGACACCACCAGUAACAACCAGGACACCACCACCACCACCAGUAACAACCAGGACACCACCACCAGUAGCAACCAGGACACCAUCACCAGCAGCAACCAGGACACCAUCACCAGUAGCAACCAGGACACCACCACCACCACCACCAGCAGCAGCAGCAACCAGGAGCAUGGGGCACUGAACUUCCAGGAGCUGGCUGUGUGCUUCGGUGAUCUAGACAGCUUCCAGAAGCACGCCCGACAGUGUCACGGCAUCAAGCAAUUCCGGGAGCCCUGCCCGGACUGUGGCAAGUUCAUCACCAUGAAGAACAAGGUGAGCGGGGGACUCCCACACACCUGCGAGCACAAGGCCAGACCCAACUCAUGCCUCGUCUGCGGGAAAGGAUUCCGCAGUCAGAAGGGACUUCUGAAACACAUGACCUGGGUCCACAAGGGGAAACCCAACAUAGUGCGCUGCAACUACUGCCUCAAGCGCUUCACUUUCCGGAAACAGAAAAUCGAGCACGAGAAGAUCCAUCAGAACGAGGAACUGAAGUUCUCCUGCACGCACUGCCCGCUGCGGUUCCCAGACUGCUACAGUCGUAGCGCGCACAGAAAGACACACCGGGUUUUCAACACUUUUGUUUGCAAGGUCUGUGACCGUCCCUUCACACAGGCCUAUAGCCUGGAGCGGCACAUGGCCAUCCACCGGGGCCUGAAGCCCUACGCCUGUGAGCUGUGUGACCGCACCUUCAACCAAUCAGGGCACCUCAAGUCCCACAUGCGCGUCCACACAGGGGAGAAACCCUUCAAGUGCCAGGACUGUGGGCAGUGCUUCAACCACAACGUCAGCCUCAAGAACCACAUGCAGCGCAAACAUAAACCCAGAGAUGAAGAGUGGGCGUGGGGUGAGGAGGGGUAGGAAGAUGGAGGGUGACUUGACCACACGCUCAGGGCCUGGUUGAUAAGGACUGAAUGACCACACGCUCAGGGCCUGGUGGAUAAGGACUGAAUGACCACACGCUCAGGGCCUGGUGGAUAAGGACUGAAUGACCACACGCUCAGGGCCUGGUGGAUAAGGACUGAAUGACCACACGCUCAGGGCCUGGUGGAUAAGGACUGAAUGACCACACGCUCAGGGCCUGGUGGAUAAGGACUGAAUGACCACACGCUCAGGGCCUGGUGGAUAAGGACUGAAUGACCACACGCUCAGGGCCUGGUUGAUAAGGACUGAAUGACCACACACUCAGGGCCUGGUGGAUAAGGACUGAAUGAAUGCUAUGUGCCUGAACGGGGAAGAGCAGGGCUCUCCACGCUGUGCCUGUGAAUGAGCGGAUUAGACUGAGGAAAGGUGCCCUGCAGUAGAUCUGGGUCAGGCUGUCUGCAGGAGCAUUGAAGGCACUGGUCUCAUGUGGACUGGAUGUAUAUUAACAUCUCUGUCUGGGAACAGCCGUGGUUGAAUGUGGACUGGAUGUAUAUUAACAUCUCUGUCUGGGAACAGCCGUGGUUGAAUGUGGACUGGAUGUAUAUUAACAUCUCUGUCUGGGAACAGCACUGGUUGAAUGUGGACUGGAUGUAUAUUAACAUCUCUGUCUGGGAACAGCACUGGUUGAAUGUGGACUGCCUGCUGUCUGUGUGAGGGGUAGUAGUAUUCUGACUGAAGGGGGAGGAGUCAUGAAUCAGUGCUGCAGUGGAAGGCCACAAUCAGCUCCACAUACGGGGCAACAGUGGUACAGGAGGUAGAGAAGUCAUUUAGUAAUCAGAAGGUUGCUAUUUCGAUUC